Messenger RNA from Tupaia belangeri chinensis (Chinese tree shrew), 477 nucleotides. RefSeq names its product 40S ribosomal protein S11-like. Lineage: Eukaryota; Metazoa; Chordata; Mammalia; Scandentia; Tupaiidae. The transcript has a single exon. Gene Ontology annotation, biological process: translation. Gene Ontology annotation, molecular function: structural constituent of ribosome. The record is from RefSeq and is a predicted model, not a curated record. Gene Ontology annotation, cellular component: ribosome; cytosolic small ribosomal subunit.
AUGGUGGACAUUCAGAUUGAAUAUGCUUAAAAAAAGUAGCCAAUCAUCUUCCAAAACAAGAAGAGGGUCCUUCUGGGAGAAACUGGCAAGGAGAAGAUUCCAAGAUACUGCAAGAAUAUCGGUCUGGGCUUCAAGACUCCCAAAGAGGCCAUCGAGGGUACUUACAUCAACAAGAAAUGCCCCUUCACUGGUAACAUGUCCAUUGGAGGACAGAUCCUGUCUGGUGUGGUGACCAAGAUGAAGAUGCAGAGAACCAUUGUCAUCCACCAGGACUACCUCCACUAUAUCUGCAAGUACAAUCACUUCAAGAAGUGCCACAAGAAUAUGUCUGUGCACCUGUCCCCCUGCUUCAGGGACAUCCAGAUUGGCGACAUCGUCAUGGUGGGCAGGUACCAGCCCCUGACCAAGACUGUGUGCUUCAACAUGCUGAAGGUCACCAAGGCUGCCAGCACCAAGAAGCAGUUCCAGAAGUUCUGA